Molecule: messenger RNA, 4430 nt
Organism: Helianthus annuus (common sunflower)
Lineage: Eukaryota; Viridiplantae; Streptophyta; Magnoliopsida; Asterales; Asteraceae
Product: mediator of RNA polymerase II transcription subunit 15a
Exons: 14
Coding region: 386-4258 (1290 amino acids)
Biological process (GO): regulation of DNA-templated transcription
Molecular function (GO): transcription coactivator activity; chromatin DNA binding
Source: RefSeq, a predicted model, not a curated record
GAAACCAUUUGUGUAUCACUUCGUCUGCACCGUAAAGCCUACUGCUUCUACAGGUGCGCUCUCUCUCAGUCAGCAACUCUGCCGAUCGUUUUCGUCUUCAACUCUUCACCGUCUCGUCGAACUAGCGAUCGUCGUUCACGUCACCGGCCACCGUCUAAUGGUAACCUAAUGUCGUCGGUUUAGGUUUCGUUAGAGAAGACGGAGACACAGCGAUUACUUCCAAUUGCUUCGUGCUGAAACCCUAACUCUGAGAAUUGGGCGUCUGUGUGACUACUGGCCUUGAAGUAAUACGAAAGUCGAUGAAAUGGAGUAAAAUAAAUAGAAGGGGCUUGAUAAAGUGAUAAAACUUACACAACAGGAUUGAAAAUCAGUCAUCUAAUAGAAGAUGGAUACGAAUAAUUGGAGGCCUACUCAGGGUGCAAAUGGCGCCAUUGGUGACCCCACUAUGGAAACUGGUGAUUGGAGGGCUCAACUGCAAGCAGAUUCACGGCAAAGGAUUGUGAACAAGAUAAUGGAUACCUUGAAGAGGCAUCUUCCAUUCUCUGGACACGAGGGACUACAGGAGCUUAAGAAAAUAGCUGUGAGGUUUGAAGAGAAGAUUUAUACUGCUGCUACAAGCCAGUCUGAUUAUUUACGGAAGAUAUCUUUGAAGAUGCUGACUAUGGAGACUAGAUCACAAAAUCCCAUGUCAGACCCCAUGCAGUCAAACUCUACUGCUAAUAGUGUAAACCCGUCUGAUCCAGGUUCUCAGGUGAUGCAACAAGUGAACAACCAAGGGCAACAGCUUCCUAUUCCGGUUGCGUCUAAUAAUAUGCAACAAGGACAACAAAUGAUGUCACAGAGCAUGCACAAUAACAUUGGUUCAACCGGAAUGCAAGGCUCUUCUGGUUUAUCAUCUGCAUUGCCACCUGGCAGUGGCUUACAACAAACCCCCAUGACAAAUGUUGCUGGUCAAAAUUCAAACUUGCAGAACAUGCAAAACAUGUCUAGUGUUCAACAAAAUACUGUAGGAAACACAAUGGGGAACAAUAAUUUUGCAAAUCAAAGGCAAAUUCCAGGACGACAACUUGUUCCACAACAGCAACAGCAACAGCAACAGCAGCAACAACAAACACAAACUCAAAAUUCACAGUAUCUUUAUCAACAGCAGUUGCAUCAAAUGGCAAAACAGAAACUGCAACAACCGUCAAUGCAACCACACAUGCAACAGCAACAGCAACAACAGAAUAAUAUGUUACAGCAAGGUCAUCUGCAGCAGUCUCAACAAUCUGUUAUGCAACCGACAAUGAUGCAAACAUCUUCUCUCUCUACAGUUGUACAAAAUCAGCAGCCUGUAGUACCGCAAUCGUCACAACCGUUAAUGAACCAACAAUCGGUUCUAAGACCACAAAGGCAGCAACAAGUACAACCAAUUCAGCAGCAACUACAAUCAACACAACAGAAUUCAAUGGGGCAACAGACAAAUGCGACAAACAUGCAACAAAACCAGCUUAUAGGGCAACAAAACAACUACUCUGACAUGCAACAGCAGAGGUUGAUAGGCCAGCAAAAUAAGCUUUCAAGUCUACAGCAGCCACAACAGCAGUUAAUUGGUCAACACAACAAUCUUUCUAGCAUGCAACAGCAGCAAUCUGGUCAACAGCAACAGUUGAUCGGAAAUCAAUCCGGUAACACCAGCAUGCAGACCAAUCAGCAUUCAGUGCAACAAAUGUUACAAUCUAAUAAGAUGCCUAUUCAGCAACAGAAUCAGCAGAGUUCAGCGAAUUUGUUGCCGACACAAGUUCAACAAUCACAACCACAGUUACAGCAGCCGGUGAUGCCACACAUGCAAUCACAACCACAGUUACAGCAGCAGCAGCAGCAGGUGGGUAUGCAACAACAGUCGAAUCUGCUGCAAAAUAAUAUGCAACAAAGGCUUCCAACAACAGGUGGUUUUCAGCAGCAAAACGUGAUUGAUCAGCAGAAACAGCUAUUUCAGCAACAGAGAGCUAUGCCAGAGGCUUCAUCAACAUCAUUAGAUUCUACAGCUGGCAAUACAAAUGGCGUAGAUUGGCAAGAGGAAGUGUAUCAAAAGAUAAAAGCUAUGAAGGACAUGUAUCUACUAGAUUUGAAUGACAUGCACCAGAAAAUUCUUUCCAAAUUGCAGCAGCACGAUUCUCUUCCUCAGCAACCAAAAAACGAGCAACUUGAGAAGCUGAAAGUGUUCAAAAACAUGUUGGAGCGUUUCAUGCAAUUCUUACAAAUUCCUAAGCAUGGAAUAUUACCUAAUUAUAAAGAGAAGUUGGGUACUUAUGAGAAACAGAUUAUUAACGUCAUCAAUUCAAAUAGGAGGAAACCAGCGGCCCCUCAGCAGCAAGCACAAUCACAAGCACUUCCUCCACAACACAUGCAAUCUUUGCAGCAAUCACAACAAACACAUUCUCAAUUGACACAAGUUCCGUCACAUGAUAAUAAUCAGAUGAAUUUACAUGGUUCCAUGGCAACAAUGCAACAGAAUAAUAUGGGCAAUUUGCAGCAAAAUCCUGCCGUUUCUCUCUCAGGGGGUUCAAAUGCUCAACAGAACAUGAUGAAUUCCAUACAGCCCAGUUCUAAUCUUGACCCGGGUCAGAAUACCGGUAUGAACUCCUUACAGCAUGUCUCGAAUGGCUCUCUUCAACAAAAUACAGUGAGUGGGACCCAACAAGUAAACAUGAACCCGAUGUCACUACAGGCGAACUCCAAUAUGCUUCAAAAUCAGCAUAUUAAACAGCAGGAACAACUGCUUCAAAGCCAACAACUGAAGCAGUUUCAACAACGCCAGUUGCAGCAACAGUUUUUGCAUAAACAGCAACUUUUGCAACAGCAGCAACAACAACAUCAAUUUCACCAACAAACAAAGCAGCAGCUGCCAGGAAAUCAAUUAUCUCAGCUUCCUCAGAUAAGUGAUAGUGGUGAUAUUAAACUCCGACAGCAGCAGAUGAAUGUAAAACCAGGUGGUUUACAGCAGCAUCAUGCAGCGGCAGUCGCCGCCCAGCGGUCCGCUUAUCACCAACAGUUAAAGCCAGGUGCUCCGUUUUCACCUCAACUCCUUUCGGCUGCUUCUCCGCAAAUGUCGCAACAUGCAUCUCCUCAGAUUGACCAGUCAAACAUGUUCAAAUCUGCCAACUCACCGUUUGCUGUACCGUCUCCUUCAACUUCCUCUGCAUCUCCUCUCCCAGGGGAGUUUGAGAGAAUAAAUGGCGUUUCUUCACUAUCUAAUGUUGGGAACCUCGGGCAUCAACAACAACCACCUAAUCAAAUUGGUACACCUGGCAUAUCUGCAUCCCCUUUACUUGCGGAAUUCACUAGCCCAGAUGGAAAUCAUGGUGUUCUGCCGUCAAUGGGACCCGGAAAGUCCACUGUUACAGAACAGCCUCUAGAACGCUUACUCAAAGCGGUGAAAUCGAUUUCGCCUACAGCUUUGAGUGCUUCAGUUAGCGACAUUGGUUCGGUUGUCAGUAUGAUUGAUAGGAUUGCAGGGUCAGCACCGGGUAACGGGUCAAGAGCUGCAGUUGGUGAGGAUUUGGUUGCCAUGACAAAAUGUCGUCUUCAGGCUAGAAACUUUGUCACUCAAGAUGGAACAAAUGGCAUUAGAAAGAUGAAACGAUUUACAAGUGCGAUGCCAUUAAAUGUUGUAUCAUCCGCUGGCAGUGUAAAUGAUAGUUUUAAGCAAUUGAAUGUUUCUGAGACUUCAGAACUAGAUUCAACUGCAUCUUCUGCGAUCAAAAGGCCCCGAACUGAGACUAAUCACGCUCUUUUGGAAGAAAUAAAGGAAAUAAACCGGGGACUCAUUGAUACUGUUGUAGCUGUUAGUGAGGAAGAUGUUGAUCCGGCUGCAGCCACUGCAGCUUCAGAGGGCGGUGACGGCACUGUGGUUAAAUGCUCCUUCAGUGCUGUAGCUCUUGGUCCAAACUUGAAGUCACAAUAUGCUUCAGCACAAAUGUCGCCUAUCCAACCAUUAAGGCUGCUUGUUCCUGCGAAUUAUCCAAAUUGCUCCCCGAUGCUCUUGGAUAAGUUCCCCGCUGAAGUCAGCAAGGAGUUUGAGGACCUUUCAACAAAAACAAAAUCAAGAUUCAGUAUUUCUCUCAGAAGCCUUACACAACCAAUGUCACUUAAAGACAUUGCAAGAACUUGGGAUGUUUGUGCACGCGGUGUAAUCUCAGAGUAUGCUCAGCAAAGUGGCGGUGGUACCUUCAGCUCUAAAUAUGGUACCUGGGAGAACUGCUUAAGUGCCGCUUAAUCUUAUCUUCUUUGGAAGUUAUUUACCAAGUAUAGUUGUUGUCUUCCAUGCUUUUACAUUUGCGUAUUUAAACAAAAUCUUAUCUAAGCUUUCAUAUUGUAUGAUAUACCCGUCGUGUAUGUUUAUAAAGUUUAGUCGUUUGGGAAUUUCGCAUGAGCUUUUUUCAUCUUUA